Molecule: messenger RNA, 2644 nt
Organism: Paramecium sonneborni
Lineage: Eukaryota; Ciliophora; Oligohymenophorea; Peniculida; Parameciidae
Source: the annotation of a GenBank genome assembly
AUGGGUUGUGGAUCGUCGUAACCAGCAGCUGCUGAACCUGAUUAGAUAUCAAAAUCUUUAAGAAGUGCUAAUACUUCUGAAAUAGAAGACUUGAUUGGCAAAAAAAUACCUAAAGUAUAAUGUAGAUUAUAUUGGUAAGUUACUAAUAUAAGCUGAAAUGAAACAUCGUUUUACUGCUGAUGAAGAGGCAAUUAAAAAGUAUUUGGAAUAUGUAAAAAUGGUAGCGACUUAAUUUAAAUGUAAUCUCCAUAAGAAAAUGAGAAUGUUGUGGCAAGAGCUUAAAAAAAAGUGUAAAAGAAAUAUAGGGGGGGAGAAGAUGUUGAAGGUUAAAUUAUAGAAAAUGUGAAGAGAGUUGAAAGAGAGAUGCAAUGUAUAAAAUUUAUAAUUUUAAUAACUCAGAAAAUGAUGUAGAUUUAAUCAAAAAAAGCUUCAAAAGUCAUUUUGUCUUUUUUAGUCUUCCAGAGGAUUCGUUAUAAUAAUUAAUAGAAAAUAUGUUUUAUUGUACAAUAAAAGCAGGAGAAUUUAUAUUUAAAUAAGGGAAUUAGGUUAAAAUGAUAAUUGAUAUAAGUAGGCAAGUGCAUAUUUUGUUAUUGAGAGAGGAGAGGUUUAAAUUAUUAUAAAUGAUAAUCCAAUAAGAAUUCUUUAUUAAGGAGAUUAAUUUGGUGAAAUAGCUUUGUUAUAUAAUGCUACUAGAUCAGCUUCAACAAAAGCUCUCAGUAAUUGUGGAUUUUGGAGUUUAGAAAGAGCUACUUUUAAGAAAACAAUUGAGGAAAUAACAUUAAAAGAAUAUGAUGAAAAUAGAAGAUUUAUAGAUUAAGUAUGAAUAGAUUUUGUAUUAGGUUAAUUUCUUUUCAUUUAUGACAUCUGAAUAAAGAGAUAUGAUAGGACAUGCAUUGAUUACAACAAAGUUUAAUCCAGGAUAAAAUAUAGUUAAUGAAGGAGAUUAAGCAGAUUCAUUUUAUGUUAUAAAAAGUGGUUAAGUAUAAAUAUUGAAAGGAGAUAAAUUAAUAAGGAAAAUGGGUGCAAAAGAUAGUUUUGGGUAAAUUCUAAUUUUUAUUUAUUUAUAGAGAAUAAGCACUUUAUGAGAAAUCAGUACGAGGUGCAACAGUAAAGGCAGAAACUGAAGUAAAAUGUGUAGCUUUGGGUAGAGAGAAUUUGACAAAGAUUUUAGGAGAUAAAAUUUAACUAAUAAUUUUCAAUAAUAUUAUGAGAUGGAGUUUUGAAAAAAGUGAGAUUCUAAAAUAAUUAACUAAAAUAUAAUUGGAAAAGAUUUCAUAAAAAGCAAGAAUAGAGAAUUUUAAAAAAGGUUAAGUGAUUUUUGAAUCAAAUAAACCUUGUGAUAAAUUAGUUGUUGUUUUGGAAGGAGUCUUAAUAAACUCAAAAUAAGAAUCAGUAUCUAAAGGAUCUUGUUUUGGAGAUUAAUUUUUAAAGAAAGAACUUUAUGGAUCUUUAAUAGAAUCUGGUUUUGAAAUGGUGGGAGAUGGAGUAUUGGCAACAAUUACAUAUUAGGCUUUAUUUAAGAUUUUUGGAGGAGAUUUAGAAACUGCUUUGAAGAAGAAUGAAAAUUCACAUGAAAAGAAAAUAUAAUAAAUAGGUAAAAGAGAAGAUGCUUCUCAUAUAUUUGUAGAAGAUUUAGUAUAUAUAAAAAAAUUAGGUGAAGGACAAUUUGGUAGUGUAUAUCUAGUCAAACAUAAAGAAUUAAAUAAAGUAUUUGCUUUGAAAAGUGUAAGUAAAGCAUCUGUUAUUGAAUAAAAUCUAGAGAAACAUAUUACAUAAGAGAAAAAAGUAUUAGAAUAGAUAAACUUUCCAUUUAUUAUGGGAUUUUUUAGAACAUUCAAAGAUGAUAUGUCAAUAUAUUUUUUAGUUGAUUUUAUCAGAGGAAUGGAGUUAUUUGAUGUAAUAAGAGAUAUAGGAUUAUUAUCAAAACCAGAGACAUAAUUUUACAUUGGUACAAUGAUUCUUUGUAUAGAAUAUUUAAAUUCUAAAGGUAUUGUGUAUAGAGAUUUAAAACCAGAGAAUAUUAUGGUAAAUUAUUAAGGUUUUAUGUAUUUAAUUGAUUUGGGUACAGCAAAACCUCUUUAAAAAUCCAAGGCAUGUCGUACAUAUACAAUUAUUGGAACACCACAUUAUAUGGCUCCAGAAAUAAUGGCAGGAAAAGGUUACACUUUUAGUGUAGAUCUUUGGAGUAUUGGAAUUUGUAUGUAUGAAUUUAUGUGUGGAGGAGUACCAUUUGGAGAAGAAUUAGAAGAUCCUUAUCAAAUUUAUGAAGAAAUUAUGAAUACUUAAAUUAAGUAUCCUACAUUUUUAAAAGAUAAAUAUGCUAGAAAGUUUAUGGAACAAUUAAUGAAUAGAUAACCAGAAACAAGAUUAGGAGCAUCUUAUUCAGCUUUAAAAGCUCAUCCAUGGUUUGAUGAUUUUGAUUUCGAUAAACUCUUUAGUAGAGAACUUAAACCUCCUGUAAAUUAUUUAAUCUUAAUUUCAGUAUAUACCUAAAUCAGAAAAUAUGGUUUCUGAAAAUGAUAUUUAAAAGAGAUUCAAUCAAAAUAAAUUAGUUGUUUAAGAAAUCAAACAUGAACAAAAUAAUCAAAAAAUCAAAUAUAAUAAAUAGCUUGCUAAAGAUCCUAAUUGGGAUAAAGAAUUUUGA